Messenger RNA from Parasteatoda tepidariorum (common house spider), 903 nucleotides. RefSeq lists its product as uncharacterized. Lineage: Eukaryota; Metazoa; Arthropoda; Arachnida; Araneae; Theridiidae. The record is from RefSeq and is a predicted model, not a curated record.
ACCUUAUUCUAGAGAGAGAAAAAAAUUCAAGUAUAUAUAAAAGGGAGCGAAAUUUUUGAUCAUUACUUUAUUGUAGUAGUUGUUACCAAGCCAGGAUUAACGCAUCUACUCUAACAAUGUGGAAAUCUAUUCUGAUACUUUGCAUUUCAUUCAGUGGUUGCCUUGCUGUCCUGGAAACGUGCUCAGCUGACCGAUGUCAAAAAUUAGCACCUCCCGUUGAUCCGGAAAAUCCUGAUCAUCUCUUUCCAUCAGUGGAAAGGCUAGAAGCUGUUUGCCCGGCUAUCCGUGUAGCAACUGAUUGCAUAUUGGAAGAAUUCAGCAAAUGCGCGGAUCAAGAUCUUGAAGAACUGGCCACUUCUGACAAUGAAACUCUAGUAGCUGCUUCGAGUAUCAUUUUAGGAACGAAAGAUUUAAUGGAGGAUUUAUGUGACACAACAACUCAAAUUCAUAAAGCUUAUGCCCGAAAUAUUGGUUGCAUUAGAGACACUAUGAUGGCACCCAUGACGGUGCCCCUUUGUGCAUUCGAGGCAAAAGGUCUUUAUGGCUCUUACAAAUUUGGAGAAGAUGAAGAUGAACGAGAACGCCACUGCAUGAUGGCUGCUCAUGUAUUUGCUUGUAUUUCUGGAGACGUCUUAGAGAAGUGUGGAGAAGACGCACGGGCAACACUUGUUGAAUUACUGAAAAGAACAAAAUUCCUGAAAUACGGUAUUUGCACUCCACAGAGCAUUCUGGAUUUGAAAACAAAAUACAUCGAAUUUUUAGCUUUGGAAUCUGAACGUCGUGCCAUUUUCGAGAAAGUCUUUGACAUGAAGAAAAGAAGAAAAUAAACCAUUUUGUACAAGCUUUACGUUUCUACUAAGACUUCAACUAUUUUUUGAAGAAAUAAAACUAUAUAUUUUGUUA